Molecule: messenger RNA, 939 nt
Organism: Fonticula alba
Lineage: Eukaryota; Rotosphaerida; Fonticulaceae
Exons: 4
Coding region: 396-848 (150 amino acids)
Biological process (GO): regulation of transcription by RNA polymerase II
Cellular component (GO): mediator complex
Molecular function (GO): transcription coregulator activity
Source: RefSeq, a predicted model, not a curated record
UCUCUCUCUCUCUCUCUCCCCUCCCCCCUCCCCUGCUAGGCCUCUCCUUUCUCCCCGUCCCGACCAAUGGACCACCCAUCGCCCUCGGGACCAAUCGACGCGGCCGAUGGACACUCAUCGGGCUUUGUGUCUGAGCCAUCGGGCGACACCUCGGCCGCCGAUGGGCCCGGUGGGGAAACUGUGACCGGGACCCGUGCUGAUGCGGAGGCCAGGACCGGGAGCCCUGCCGAUGCGGAGAGUGCACUCGGAGGGGGUGCAUCUACUGAUGCCAUGGUUGUGGAUGGUGCCGGCUCACAAAGCACGACCGUCCCGACACCCGGUGAUGUGGGAGACUCGACCACCCCCCCUCCGGACCCGGCCGCCCUCUAUGGCGCUCUCCCCAGCGUGAGCUCCUCAUGAAAAUCUACCACCGGUUGCUGGAUCUUUCACUGCUUUACCAUCAAGCGUCGGUCAUCUUGGACACCUUCGACCGGGCAGCCAGCCCGCCGGUUCUGUUGGCCUGUUUGAACAACAUGUUCGAUUGCAUGGCCGACAUCGAUGCCAUGACACCCUUUGUCACAUCGGAGAUUCCACUGGGUGUUCUCCGGAACAUCGAUCGGAACCGCAAUCCCGAUUUGGCCGCUGAGCAACUCCUCAACGAGGUGCUCGUCGCCAGCCAGCACGCCUCAGACAAAAUCUCCCUCCUUGGCGACUUCGAAAGCCUCCUCCGUGCCUCCCUCUCGGACACCAUCGAUGCCGCCGCCCAAGAUGGCGACAUUUUCGCCUCGUUGGCAGCGACGACAGCCUCCACCGGCGAGCCGGCCCCGUCGGAACCCAAGGCGCCGACGAUAGAUGCUACCUCGGAAUAGUGGCCAUCCUCCCUUGUGUAUGACUACAUGUAUGCACAUGUGUGUGUGUGUGUAUCUGGGUGUAUGUGUGUGCACGCGCGCGCGCGCGCGC